AUGAUGAAUUCCUCAACAAUAUGUUCUGUGUUCCUUGGUUUGAUCCUGAUUUCUCAAUGCCCUUUCGCUGCAUAUGCCAGAUCUUCAGGAUUACAGGGAAGCCUAAUUAGCACCGUUUGCUCCACUUCAUCCAAUAUGGAAGAAUGCAACAACAUCCUCAGAUCAAAUCCUCAUGCCACACAAGUGAAAAGCUAUCGUGACCUCGCAAAGAUUAUUCUCCAAAUGGCAUACGACAAAGCCUCUGCAGGACAGACUUUUCUCAAGGGAUUAGCAGCAAAGAACAAUUGUCCAGCACUCACACAAUGUGCAAAUUUUGAUUAUGAUGGUGUUGUUAUGUCUUUUAAAAGUGCUCUUGGUGAGUUGAAGGAAGAUGCUCAAACUGCUAAUUAUGAUGCUAAGGUUGCUAGCGAUGGAACUGCUCAAUGUGAGAGAGGAAUGGUUGCAGGACAUGUUGUUAAUCCUCAAGUUACUAAACUUAAUCGUCAGAUUACUUUUUAUAGUGAAUUGGCAUUCCUUGUCACUAAUUAUCUUUAA
Messenger RNA from Lathyrus sativus (Indian pea), 534 nucleotides. The record is from the annotation of a GenBank genome assembly. Lineage: Eukaryota; Viridiplantae; Streptophyta; Magnoliopsida; Fabales; Fabaceae.